This is a messenger RNA of Chilo suppressalis (striped riceborer), 2423 nucleotides long. The record is from the annotation of a GenBank genome assembly. NCBI's taxonomy places the organism in Eukaryota, Metazoa, Arthropoda, Insecta, Lepidoptera, Crambidae.
CACCAACAUCUUCUGCAGCUACAGCUGCUUUGAAGAAUUAUUUUUUUAUUUUUUCUCAUUUCAACCAAAAGUUCUUUAUAAAGAACGGUGAAUAGAAAAAAUAAACAAAUAACACACUUUAAAGUACUGCUAUUUAUAAAUUAGUCCUUGUCCUACAUAAAUUUUAUUGUGAUAAAAAUGAAGGCUAAAAUAAAUAAUGAGAUCUCAAAUAAAAACACAGAGGAGCAAGGACAUACUCGUGUUCAGUGGAUAGUGGUAGUGAUAGCUUCACUGAUGAUGUUCUUAUACGGGAUGGAGAACGGCUGGAUGUCACCCAUGACAAAAGUUCUGACAUCGGACCAGUCUCCCACUGGAUACCCUUUGUCGGGCACAGAGCUAUCAUGGGUCAGCAGUGUUUUACCUCUUACGGCAGUGUGCUUGGUGCCGUUGUAUGCGUUCAUAACAGAUGCGUACGGAAGAAAAUUUGGUGUGUUGGCUGUGGGAAUACCUCAACUGAUAUGCUGCACAUUGAGGCUCUUUGCUACCAACACUACAAUGCUAAUACUAUCCAGAGCAUCAGCCGGAGUUGCAGCAUCGGGCUGUUUCAUCUCUAUGCCUAUAUACGUACGUGAAAUCUGCCAGGACAGCAUCCGAGGUGCCACGGUCGCUUUUCUCAUGCUGAUGCAGAACUUUGGCCUUCUCACCAUGUACUUAAUGGGCAGUUACCUGAGCUACCACAUCAUUCUUUGGAUAACGAUUACUAUAACAGUGUUGGCUAUCGGGCUUAUUAUAUUCGCCCCCGAGUCACCGGCUUUCUUAGCGAAAAAUGAAAAAUAUGAUGAGGCUGCCAAAACUUUAGCACUUCUCCGAGGGUUGGAGGUGAACCACAAAAUUAUAGAACUCGAGAUUAAUGAAAUGAGAAAUGAAGAGCUGCGUUACAAAUCACUGCCUGAAAUCACGUUUAUCAAUAUUUUCAAGAACAAAGCGUGGCGUAGCGGAUUCCUUCGCGCACUCCUAGUGAAUACUUCGCAAUCCGGCAAUGGCACCUUUGCCAUCAUGACCUACGGCUGGGUGAUUCUGUCCUCCUCGAAGAUUUCCAUCGACCCUGACCUCCAGACCUUGGUGGUGCCAAUCCUGAUGAUCUUCGGGUCUAUGGUUUCGUUAGUGUUCGUGCAGAAAUUCGGAAGGAAGGUCAUCAUCGUGUCUAUGCAAAUUCUGAUAGCAGUGGCAAUGACAUGCAUGGGUGUAGUGCUAAUGCUGCAGCACAGUGGUUUCAGUCCGCCCGGCUGGGUGCUGUUAUUGUCAGUCGCCAUUUCUGUUUGGGCCUACGCUGCUGGUGUAGUGUCCAUCUUCUACGUGAUCGUCUCGGAAAUGUUCAGUUUUCAGGUCAGAUCGAAGAUCAUGGGCAUCUUAGUCUCAUACUCAUGGUUCGUGUCAUCACUACAAUUGAUAGUUUUUGUACCCAUCAGUGAAAUGUUCGGUAUGCAUACGAUGUUCUUCAUUUAUGCUGGGGUUAACGUCUUUGGCGGUGUUGGUGCUCUGCUACUCAUGCCUGAAACUAAAGACAAGACAGUCGAAGAAAUAGAAAGAAUACUGAGCAAAUAAAUUCAUUUUCUAGUAGGUUGAUUUGAACAUUCGACGAUGGAUAUUUGACUUUUUACUUUUGAGCAUAAAAUGUGAGAUCCAAUUGAAAGAUAAUUGUCAAAAGGCAUACAAAUACAUUUAUCUCUAAUAAAUAGAAGUGAAGGGAUUGUACUAACAUUAAGGAUAAUUCAUUAAUUCAUUGAUAAAUCUCAAAUCUUACAACUUCUUGGCCUUUUGUUGUAAUCUGACACAGACGUAGAAUAUGAGUAAGAGAGGUCAGCUAAGAAAGGAAAGGGAAGGAAAACCCCUCUAAAGUGUUGGAUUUUAGUAAAACAUACAAUGACACUUCAAAAUUAAAAACAUACUAUGAUAGUUUUGAGACUUAAAAUCAUGAAAAUUGGUGCUAUUGAAUAUAAUUAAAAUAUUAAUUUUAAAAAUUUGAUGAUGUAAUGUAAAUAAGGGAAUUUAUUAUAAAAUGAUCUUAUCCUGAUCUGAUUACCCAGAAAAAAGGAAGUGAUAGUAUUUUAGGAACUUCAUCCCCUGAAGGGACAAAUUGGGGAAGUCAAUUAUAACCCAUGUAAGUUAAGCCGCGUGUGGCAAGCGACUCAGUUGUUUUUUAUACAAAUUUUAAGUUACGAAAAUAUGUUUUUAAUAAUAAUUCGCUAAUUGGUGCAAUUGUUUAAAACAUGAAUAAUUAUGUAUAAUACGAGCUAUAGAGGCAUAGGUACCUAGAUACUAAAGUCAUUUGGUAAUUUUAUGAUAAUAAUAUUAUGUCUUGAUAAUAAAACUAAAUUGUAUGUUUCCUAAGCAGCGCCAAAGUGGUUUUCAUGUAUACAUCCAAAAUGGAAAAUACAUUGAAA